Arachis stenosperma is the source of this 1047-nucleotide messenger RNA. RefSeq names its product ABSCISIC ACID-INSENSITIVE 5-like protein 1. Gene Ontology annotation, molecular function: DNA-binding transcription factor activity. Gene Ontology annotation, cellular component: nucleus. The record is from RefSeq and is a predicted model, not a curated record. The coding region runs from base 1 to 1047 and encodes 348 amino acids. Gene Ontology annotation, biological process: positive regulation of DNA-templated transcription. The transcript has 4 exons. NCBI's taxonomy places the organism in Eukaryota, Viridiplantae, Streptophyta, Magnoliopsida, Fabales, Fabaceae.
AUGGCAGUUUCUGGAACAAAAACCAUUUCUCAUGAAACCCUUACACAAGAAUUGUUACAAUCAGAAGCAGCAGAACCAGUGAGCAAGCAGAACUCAAUCCUCUCACUCACACUUGAUGAGAUCCAAUGCAAGAGUGGUAAGAGCUUUGGAUCCAUGAGCAUGGAUGAAUUCUUAGCCAGCAUUUGGAGCUCUGAGGACAACAACAACAACAACACAAAUCAAACCCUUCAUGAUGAACAAGCUUCUCAACACAUCAUGAAAAGUGCUGUAACAAAAACAGAACAACAACAACAAGGUUCAUUCUGUGUCAUCCCAUCUCCAAUUUGCAAGAAAACUGUGGAGGAAGUUUGGUCUGAGAUCCACAAAGACCAAGAACCACAACAAAGGGAUGAAUCUAACAACAUUGGAAUGAAUGAGGCACUUAGAAAGCAACAAACACUAGGGGAAAUGACAUUGGAGGAUUUUCUAAUUAAAGCUGGUGUUGUACAAGAAUCAAAAUUGACAUCAAAAUCAAGAGUUGCUACUACAACAAUAAUGCCUUUAGUAUUUCAGAAUCAUGUUAGCAACAUUGCAAGUAGUAAUAGACCAAUGGAUCCAAGUUAUGCAGUGAGGUCUCCUAUGGGGGUAGGAUUCCCUAGCCAACAAAAUCUUGGGAACCAUGGGACUAAUAACAAUGGACUUGGAACAUAUCCAAUUUUGUUACAGAAUAAUAAUAGCUCCACAAGGCUUCUGGACUCGAGCGUGGGCAGCAGCAGGAAGAGGGUAAUUGAUGGUCCUCCAGAAGUGGUGGUAGAGCGAAGGCAGCGCAGAAUGUUGAAGAAUCGAGAAUCUGCCGCAAGAUCACGGGCGAGAAGACAGGCAUAUACGGUUGAGCUAGAAGCAGAGCUGAAUGUGCUAAAGGAAGAGAAUGAGAAUCUAAAACAAAUUCUGGAUGAAGCAGAGCUCAAGAGGAAACAAGAGAUUUCACAGAGGAAGCACACAACAAAGCCACAAAAGAGGACAGAAAAAUUGAGGGAAAUAAGAAGGACUAUUAGUGCAGCUUGGUGA